Molecule: messenger RNA, 3770 nt
Organism: Pteropus alecto (black flying fox)
Lineage: Eukaryota; Metazoa; Chordata; Mammalia; Chiroptera; Pteropodidae
Gene: ELL
Product: elongation factor for RNA polymerase II
Exons: 12
Coding region: 17-1849 (610 amino acids)
Biological process (GO): snRNA transcription by RNA polymerase II; positive regulation of transcription elongation by RNA polymerase II; transcription elongation by RNA polymerase II
Cellular component (GO): transcription elongation factor complex
Molecular function (GO): cis-regulatory region sequence-specific DNA binding
Source: RefSeq, a predicted model, not a curated record
GAGAGAUGGUCGCAAGAUGGCGGCGCUGAAGGAGGGUCGAAGCUACGGGCUGUCGUGCGGGCGAGUGAGCGAUGGCAGCAAGGUGUCCGUGUUCCACGUGAAGCUCACCGACAGUGCUCUGAGGGCCUUCGAGAGCUACCGCGCCAGCCAGGAUUCUGUUUCGCUGAGACCAUCAAUUCGAUUUCAAGGAAGCCAAGGGCACAUCUCCAUCCCCCAGCCCAACUGCCCCUCGGAGGCUCGGACCUUCUCCUUCUACCUCUCCAACAUCGGCCGCGACAGCCCCCAGGGCAGUUUCGACUGCAUCCAGCAGUACAUCUCCAGCCAUGGGGAUGUCCACCUGGACUGCCUGGGUAGCAUCCAGGACAAAAUCACAGUGUGCGCCACUGACGACUCCUAUCAGAAGGCGCGGCAGAGCAUGGCGCAGGCUGAGGAGGAGACUCGGAGCCGUGGUGCCAUUGUCAUCAAACCUGGAGGACGCUACUUGGGUAAGAAGGUUCAGUUUCGGAAACCAGCCCCAGGGGCGAUGGAUGCUGUGCCCUCCCGGAAGCGUGCAACCCCCAUCAAUCUGGCAAGUGCCAUCAAGAAAAGCGGUGUUAGCGGGGGCGGUGGGGUGUCUCAGAGGCCCUUCCGUGACCGGGUACUACACCUUUUGGCACUGAGGCCCUACCGGAAAGCUGAAUUAUUGCUGCGGCUACAGAAGGAUGGCCUGGCGCAGGCGGAUAAGGACAUGCUGGACAGUCUCCUCCAGCAGGUGGCCAAUGUGAAUGCUAAGGACGGCACGUGCACACUGAAGGACUGUGUGUAUAAAGAUGUGCAGAAGGACUGGCCUGGCUACUCAGAGGGAGACCAGCAGCUGCUAAAGCGCAUGCUUGUUCGGAAGCUAUGCCAGCCACAGAGCACAGGCGGCCUCCCUGGAGACCCUGCUGCUGCCAGCCCCCCAGAUGAGCAUGGGAGUUCAGCCUCACCCCCACAGAAACGGCCUCAGCCUCCUGAUUUCAUCGACCCCUUGGUCAACAAGAAACCCCGGAUAUCGCACUUCACCCAGAGAGCUCAGCCCACGGUCAAUGGGAAGCUGACUGUGCCCCAUGGCCGUGAGGCCCUACUGCCCACCCCAGGCCCACUGGUCGGCAUGGACACCCACUUGCCCCCACGGCUGGAGCCCCCAAGGGCACACGACCCUCUGGCUGAUGUCAGUAAUGACCUGGGCCACAGUGGCCGGGACUGCGAGCACGGGGAAGUGGCCACCUCAGCCCCUGCCCCAUGCCUCAGCCUUCCCCUGCUGACAGACUGUUCCCAGACCAGCAGGCCCCAUGGCAGCUCGUCUCGGGGCAAGUCCAAGAAGAAGUCCAAGAAGCACAAGGACAAGGAGAGGGCAGCUGGGGACAGGCAUCAGUCCCGGGCACCUGACCUUGUGCCUGGUUCCCUUGGAGCCCCACCAAUUGCCCCAGGUUUAAACGGGACCUGCAACAGCUCAAGCAUCCCCACGUCAACCUCGGAGACGCCUGACUACUUGCUAAAAUAUGCCACCAUCUCCUCUUCGGAGCAGCGUCAGAGCUACAAGAACGAUUUCAAUGCUGAGUACAGCGAGUACCGCGACCUGCACUCCCGCAUUGAGCAGAUCACACGGCGCUUCACUCAGCUGGACGCCCAGCUCCGGCAACUCUCCCAGGGCUCCGAGGAGUAUGAGACUACUCGUGGACAGAUUUUGCAGGAAUAUCGCAAAAUCAAAAAGACCAACACCAACUACAGCCAGGAAAAGCACCGCUGUGAGUACCUGCACAGCAAGCUGGCCCACAUCAAGAGGCUCAUCGCUGAAUAUGACCAGCGGCAGCUGCAGGCUUGGCCCUAGCCCCAGGCCGAAGAGAAGGAGGUCCCCAUCCCUGGACUGACCCUUCUGGAUGGCGGGAAAGCUGGGGGCGGGGGGAGCUGAAAACGGGAGAAAGAUUUAUUUAACAAAAUAAACACGAAGAAGACACGUUCAUCUGAGCCAGCAGAUGAACCAGCAGUGCCGGCUUUCAGGGGACUCCCUGUAGAUUUGGCACCCAUAGGUCACAGAUCCAAGCAGGACGUCCUACUCCCCAGCCCCCAUACCUCCUGAGCAGCCCCCACUCAGGACAGGCUCCCCAGGAAGCCCAGCUCCUCACCAACCACAGUCUGAGGGGCUUCAGCUUCCUCUUGUCAGAACACUUGGCCGGCCUGUCUGCUUUUUCUAGUUUUAUACGAAGACAGCCACUUUUAGCUACUGCUCAUGAGACUUGAGUCUAUUUUUAUAUGACAGAGAAAGCAUCUUUUUUCUAAACCUGUGCCUCCCCUCCUUAGAUGCCCAGGGUCUAGACACUGCCCUGUGUCCUUUCUGCAGUAUUACAGAUGCCAUUGGGAAGUUUGGGUGGGAGACCAGCCUUGGUCACGUCUCCCAUGCUGGGCUCUGGCCAAGUGCCCAGCCAGGCCAUCCAGGUUCUCCAGGCCCAAGCAAGGGUGGGCUCUCUCUGAGGGGGUGUGCAGGGCAGCUCAACCCCCUAGGUCUAUUUCAAGAACUCCAGCUGGCCCCCAGAGCAGCUGCUGGAGCCCCCGGGCCUACCCACUAUUUCAGGCUCUCAGCUGUUGGGGACACUGGGGUUCUCUGUGCUACAAGCUCACUCUGCAGCAACAGUGCUGGACUUUAUUCUGUGGUCUCAAUUUCCCCUUUGCUGCUGCUUUUCAUGUCGUACUGUUGAGACCUUGCUCCACCCUCAGUCCUCUUGUGGGUUCUGGGGUUGUCUUAGAGCCACCUUGGGGAUUGCACUCAGGGAGGGGCUGGGGAUUGGUGGAGUCAAGGGGCUCCCCAAGAGCGAGCUCAGAAAAGGCACCCGGUCCACCUGCUCUGGGGGCAUGGGCUGCAUGGAUAUCCCAAUUGCUGCUUAGUUGCCGUGCCUAGUAUAGUGUCCCCCAGAGUGUCGGGGGCUGUGUGUGUGUAUGUGCGUGUGCAUUUGUGUGUGUGUCCAUGUGUGUCCCUGCCAGGGUGUGGUGGGGUCCGAAGUGGGUGCUCAGAAUCAGGGCCACAUUCAGUGGAGUGGGGGGUGACUGUGAGCUGCAGCCCCACAGGGAGAGCAGCAGUGCCGAGACAUGUCUGUGUGUCUAAGCCAUGGGGUAUCUCCUGAUGGCUUCCCAAAGAUCAGGCCCCUCAUGAAUGCCUGCACUGUGCCCACCCCCCAGUCUCUUCCAUGAGCCCCGAGGUGCCCGAGCACCAAGGAAGCUCAUCCUUCAUGUUUCACUAGCAGUUGUGUUAUUUCUCAUUUGGGACAGUGGACAAGGGCUGAGCAGCCCCUGGUCCCCGAGUUGUGCAGACAACUGUGCACAUGAGCAGGCAGACUGGUGACAUAGGAUCAUUUAAGGAGACCCCGGCCCUCUGCCCUGGGAAUCAGUUCAAGGCACUCUCAGUUGAAUUUCCUUUUUGUUUUUUUUCUUCCUCUCCUUUUAAGGAAUUAUGAAGCUAAGAAAAGUUUUGUGCUUUGGGGGUUGAUGGACAAAAGUUCUAGCUGAUUAAAUAUGGUCUUAACUUAUUGAUAUUGUUUUUUUUUUUUCUUUUUAAUAUUGUACUGUGGAGAAAAACUUUUUUGAGCCAUGGAGUUGGUGUUUACAAGAACUUUUCACUUUUGCCAAAAUGUUACAAUUGAAAGGCAUCCACGUCUUCAGUUUCCUAAUAUUUUCUUAAAAGAUCUAGUGUCUCUUUUGUACACUAAACAGAUAAAUGCUGAUUUUUUUCAACCUACAAUAAAUUUCACUGAACCGAA